Messenger RNA from Malurus melanocephalus (red-backed fairy wren), 789 nucleotides. Its product is annotated as BCAS3 microtubule associated cell migration factor-like. Lineage: Eukaryota; Metazoa; Chordata; Aves; Passeriformes; Maluridae. The record is from RefSeq and is a predicted model, not a curated record. The transcript is spliced from 6 exons. Gene Ontology annotation, biological process: response to starvation; autophagy. The coding region runs from base 298 to 762 and encodes 154 amino acids. Gene Ontology annotation, cellular component: cytoplasm.
AGKACCUUAAAGAUMAUCUAGUACAGUUUCAGAUAAUUUUUCACUUUAUCAUGCAGGUCUGUGGAUUUUUGUUUGUUUGUUUUCAUAAACAUUGCAGCAACUGUUGUGAUUGGAGAUGUUGUCAGUUUGGUGGGUGGUUUUCUUUAAAAAAAUGCCGUGAAGGGGCCUACAGCUUUGUGUAAAUGAACUUUCUCUCUUAUCAGCGUCAAGAAGACAUCGAGAACCUGUGUAAUUAAUGAUCCUGUGUUAAUUAUACUAAAAGUGGCUGUGUUUGCUGCAGGUGUGUGGCCAGGAACGAUGGCGACAGAGUCCCCGCGCCGCCCCAGCCGCUGCACUGGAGGAGUGGUGGUUCGCCCCCAAGCUGCCACGGAGCAGUCAUACAUGGAAAGUGUUGUUACCUUCCUCCAAGAUGUUGUGCCACAGGCCUACAGUGGAACCCCACCAGAAGAAAAGGAGAAAAUUGUCUGGGUCAGAUUUGAAAAUGCAGAUUUGAAUGAUACCUCCAGGAACAUGGAAUUCCAUGAAAUCCACAGCACUGGGAAUGAGCCCCCGUUGCUGCUGAUGAUUGGAUACACUGAUGGGAUGCAAGUCUGGAGCAUUCCUAUCAGUGGAGAGGCUCAGGAGCUGUUCUCAGUGCGCCCCGGGCCGGUGCGAGCGGCGCGGAUCCUGCCAGCCCCCCAGAUCAGUGCUCAGAAAUCYGAUAAUUUUGCUGAGAAGCGGCCUCUGCUUGGUGUGUGCAAAAGCAUUGGAUCUUCUGGGUAAGAAUUUUAUGUGUAUAAAAUAAAACAU